AUAAUAGUCAAUUAUGAACCCUCAAUAUUUAUUUUUUCUCAACAUAUGGCCAACCUCAAGAACAAAAAAAAAACCGACAACAUUGAAAUUUUGUUGAUUAUUUGCCUGUACAUUUUGCAUACUACAUAUAUUAUUAGAAUUAAUUGCCGAUUUUGAUAUGAGAGAUAUAAGUGAUUUGUCACCAUCCAAUUCAUAUGUGACUUAAGUAGUUAAGUAUAGAGUUUGAUAUUUUUCUUCUUAUAAUUCUCCACCAUGACAUAUUGACAUUUUCAUGGGUGAAUUAUAUGAUUGGUCACUCGAUUUAUCCAUUUAUUUCAUGUGUGUCACCUAAACAAGCCCGUUUGAUCGAGACCAAGCAACCGGUCGAGUGGUUGUUGCAAUGCCGAUUUAUAUUUUUUCCUUUGCCCGCUAACUCAAAGGAAAACAAACAGGGUUAAAACACUGCAUGUUAGCCUGUGAUGAUGUAUGUUGAUUUUGUUUCGUUCCUUUGAACAAAGCAUAUUGGUUUACCAAGAGCCUCUAAAGGCAAUAUUGAAGCAUGAGGUUAUGUGUUAGAAACAUUGGGGGGUUUUGGGAUUUAUUUAGAGAUUUGGUUAAUUCGGGAUUUUGGCCCUAUUUAUUCAUUUUUGGAAUUUUAGGCAUUAUUGACCUAUUCGGGUUAGGAGUUAUUCUUUGGAUAGCAAAGGAUAAUUCUUUUGAGUUUAUCUUCUGUAAAAAGAGGAAUAUUUUCAUUAAGAAAAUUAUUAUCAAGAAAAACCUAAGCCUAUCUCCUCUAAUUUCCUCUCGCCGCACGUCUGAUUCUUUUCCCUUCUUCCGAAGAGAGCCGAAAACUCCUUCUUCCUAUUCUCCUUUUCCUUUUUCUGAUCUUCUCCCUCAAACCCCAACUCCUUUCCCAUUUCAAUUCUUUUCCAUCCCAAAUCAACACCGAAGAACAAGAUCAAGCAAUCUUGUUUCUAAUAGUGGUAUCAGAGCCUGGUUGCAAGAUCGAGUUUAUCACAACUCCAGGAACGAUUCGAAGAAAUUCAAUGGUGCAAACCAAGUUACAAACCGCAGCUGAAAAGGCUGCAGAGAAGGAAGCCCAGGAGAAGGCGGUGCAGGGGGCUGGUCCUACACCGCGGGAAUGCGAGGUCGAAGAUAUGACGGACAUGGACGCGCUGAAGGAAGAACAACGGAAGCUGGCCGCAGAGAACUCGAAGCCGUGGGAAGGGUUUGCCAAGAUGAACGCAACGCUUGAGGAGAUCUAGAUAACGCAACAACGAAUGCUCGCUGCGUUAGGUCUUAUGGAGGCACCGACGAAGGCGUAAUCGAUUGUUGACGGAGAACGCAACGCCGUGGGUGGCGGAGACACGGCCGAAGCUGUGGCGACCACAACAGUGGGGAGUGCGGGCCAAGGUUCUAGCGGUUCCAAUGCAGCUGCAGGCCUGUUGCCGACUUCGAUGGUCGAAGAGGUAGCGGCAAUCCGGGCCAAGGCCAAGAUGUCGGACUACGAUUCAGCGUGCUUGGAAGAUGACAUGAGUCGUCUGGGCCCGCAACUCAAUCGUGAGAGGGAUCCAACCGAGUGAAGCGAAACCGGUCAAACUGGUAUGGGUUUGAUCGAGGUCUGGCCAUGCCAAAUAGACCCGAACCGGUCAAGGGUGACUAGGACAACAGCUAGUAGUGGGGCAGAUGGGGGUCAAAAUGAACCCUGGAAUAGAGGCAGGGGUGUUUA
Linum trigynum is the source of this 1708-nucleotide messenger RNA. The record is from the annotation of a GenBank genome assembly. Lineage: Eukaryota; Viridiplantae; Streptophyta; Magnoliopsida; Malpighiales; Linaceae.